Bolinopsis microptera is the source of this 3600-nucleotide messenger RNA. RefSeq names its product guanine nucleotide-binding protein subunit beta-1-like. Gene Ontology annotation, cellular component: cytoplasm; heterotrimeric G-protein complex. The transcript is spliced from 7 exons. The coding region runs from base 1337 to 2440 and encodes 367 amino acids. Gene Ontology annotation, biological process: G protein-coupled receptor signaling pathway. Gene Ontology annotation, molecular function: signaling receptor complex adaptor activity; protein binding. Lineage: Eukaryota; Metazoa; Ctenophora; Tentaculata; Lobata; Bolinopsidae. The record is from RefSeq and is a predicted model, not a curated record.
UCAUCCAAUUUUAAUCCAAUUAGAUCCAAUUUCAAUGUGCACUUCUGUUUAACCUACAGUUUUCUUAAAUUAAGCAGGUGUCGGAGUUGUUGUGAAUGACUGAGAUUUGAAUAUCAGGUGCACUUUAUUUGGAAACACUAGACCCCCUGCUAGGUGACCUAGAAAAUCGCUGAAAAUAUUCAAAAACUAGAGAGCAGUGUAACUAGAUACUGUGAGUCAUAUUAUUAUUACUUCCUUCUGUUGUAUGAGUGAGUGAGUGAGUGAGUGAGUGAGUGAGUGAGUGAGUGAGUGAGUGAGUGAGUGAGUGAGUGAGUGAGUGAGUGAGUGAGUGAGUGAGUGAGUGAGUGAGUGAGUGAGUGAGUGAGUGAGUGUAAGUGUGAAUGUGAGUGAGUGUGAAUGUCAGUGAAUGUCAGUGAGUGAGUGAGUGUGUUAGUGAGUCAGUGAGUGAGUGAGUCAGUGAGUCAGUGAGUCAGUGAGUCAGUGAGUCAGUGCGUCAGUGAGUCAGUGAGUGAGUCAGUGAGUCAGUGAGUCAGUGAGUCAGUGAGUGAGUCAGUGAGUCAGUGAGUCAGUGAGUCAGUGAGUCAGUGAGUCAGUGAGUCAGUGAGUCAGUGAGUGAGUGAGUCAGUGAGUCAGUGAGUGAGUGAGUGAGUGAGUGAGUGAGUGAGUGAGUGAGUGAGUGAGUGAGUGAGUGAGUGAGUGAGUGAGUGAGGGAGUGUGAGGGAGUGUGAGGGAGUGUGAGGGAGUGAGUGAUUGACUGAGUGAGUGUGAGUGAGAGUGAGUGAGUGAGUGAGUGUGUGUGAGUGAGUGAGUUUGAGUGUGUGAGUUUGAGUGUGAGUGAGUGAGUGAGUGAGUGAGUGAGUGAGUGAGUGAGUGAGUGAGUGAGUAAGUGAGUGAGUGAGUGAGUGAGUGAGUGAGUGAGUGAGUGAGUGAGUGAGUGAGUGAGUGUGAGUGUGAGUGUGAGUGUGAGUGUGAGUGUGAGUGUGAGUGUGAGUGUGAGUCUCUGUUGGUGGUGCGCAAGUGUGAAACAUGCGAUGUCUAUGUUAAAAGUUAAUUUAACUUUGUUUACACUCUUUAUCAUUAGUCGCAGUGAAUUCAUACCUGGUUAUUGUUAUUGCAACAACAAAAACAUUCCACAUGUACACACGAGGUUUAAAUGACAACAAGCUGUGUUCUUUGUUUACAUUCGUCGGUAAAUUAAUCUAAUUAUUCAUCAAAUUAACCACCAUCGACUUCCUACAUUUCCUACAUUUUUUGAUUUGUCUCCGUUGCGUUUCUUCCCUUCUUCUCCCCCCGGCGCUCCCGGGACCACAUUGCCGAAUGUUUAUAUCUGGGAACAAUGAUGUACGUACUGCAGCCGUUCCCACGGAGUAAUCAAGCUACCCUCGCUCAGGAGAUGGAGGAUCCAGGAGUAAACCUGGCUGACCUGACUCCCGAGGAGAGGGAGGCUUACGAACUGAAACUGCAGUUACAAGAAAAGAGGCAAGAAGUCCGCGAUACGUCGCUCUUUGAUGAGGCUCAAACUGCAGAACAUGUUAAUGUCAAGAUAAGGAGGAGACGAGAUCUCAAGGGUCAUCUUACCAAGGUUUACGCGAUGGACUGGAGCGCAGACGCGCGACACGUGCUGAGCGCUAGCCAAGACUCCAGGCUCCUCGUCUGGGAUACCUACAGUGGUAACAAGAUCCACGCUAUUGAGCUGAAGUGCUCCUGGGUCAUGUGCUGCUCAUACGCACCCUCCGGAAAUUUGGUCGCAUCCGGCGGACUUGAUAACGUGUGUUCGGUGUAUGAUCUGAACGAUGAAGACGCAAAUCUAAGCGGAAAGGCUAUCAAAGUGCUGACGGGCCACGACGGAUACCUUGGAGAAUGCCAGUUUCUCUCUGACAAACAGAUACUGACAAGUUCAGGCGAUCACAUGUGUAUUUUGUGGGACAUUGCAACUGGACAACAAAUCACAACCCUCAAAGAUCAUCUGGGAGAGGUUGACUGUCUGAGUAUCCUGCCCGAUAACAACACUUUCCUCUCAGGAUCAACGGACGCUACAGUGAAGUUGUGGGAUCUGAGAGAAGGAAUGUGCAAGCAAACCCUUGUGGGCCAUUUGUCGGACGUCGUGGACUGCAAAUGGCUGGCCAACGGAUUAAACUUCGUGACAGCUAGUGAUGAUGGAAUCGUACGAUUAUUUGACAUAAGAUCCGACCAAGAAAUCGCACAGUAUAGUUACGAAUACCCACAAGCGGGUGUCUCCUGUGUCGAUACCUCGCUCAGCGGGAGGAUCAUAUUCGCGGGUUACGACGAUUUUAAUGUAAUAUUGUGGGACACGCUGCUCGGAGACCUGUUGUAUGUGCUCAGUGAACACGGAGCCAAAGUCAGCUGUUUGGGUGUCGAUAGAGAUGGCGUGGCGCUGUGUACAGGUUCCUGGGACAAUUUACUCAAGAUUUGGAACUAGGAUAUUAUCAUUAUACUAUCAUUACAUGAUGUCUGUACGAUGGAUUUUUCGGAAAUUAGAGUUUCAUCAGUGAGAAGAGAAGGGUCAGUCAGCAGUAUAACCGUAAUAUUAUCCUUCCUUAAUUUCUGGUAAUUUUGAGAGUUUUAUACGAAAUUACCGGCCACUAACUAAACACUUGUCACGUUACCUGUGCGGUAAUAUGCUUAGAUUUGGUUCCACGAACAAGGGAAUCUUCCUUUAUCUUGUCAGAUACUCAGAGCAAGAAUACGUUCCUGGUAGAAAGCUGACAGAACCAGGCAACUGAUCAAAACGACAGACUAAAAUCUCCAUCAACCUGAUUCAUGGAUAAAAGUCCACUUUUUACAGAAAAGGCCGUCAUUCUCUGACCGCUCUAUUUAAAGAACUGUUCCAAAUGUGAAAAUAAAGCUUGUAGCAAUGAAACAAGCUUCACACACUCUUCAUUUAUAAGACUGAGUCACAUUAACAUCUCAAACCGCAUUUAAAUCUCUUUGUACAAGUUCACCAAAACAUUAGACAAAUAAAUAGCGAAUAUUUACUUUUAGCUCAGUAGUUCCAUUCAGUCCAAUUUCUAGUUUUUUGCCUGUUUGCACAUUUUGCACACUAGUUAGUUUUGCACAUAUUGAUAUCAUGUAUUAAUUAAAGCUUGGUUUUUUUGCCGCUCUGUUGCAGUAGUAGUAGGUAGGUUUUUUUUGGAGAAAGCGAAAUUAUUUUCAGUGAUGAGUUUUCAAAAUAUCAUCAUCUUUUGUGCACGUUCUGUGUCAAGUAUAAUGCAAUCAUUAAGUUAAAAUAAUACACAGUAUGAUCCAACUCCGCUUUAAUAAGAUUUAUGAAAAGUUUAACCUCUUUUUUAGUAUUAAAUUUAAAAUAAUUUAGUACAAUGUAAUCACGGAAACAAUUUAAAGGCGUUUUCACUCAUUUGAAACUAAUGAUGGAGAAUCUUUAUAUCAAGUUAAGAUAUAAGAUAUUUAAUGAAGGAGCAUUAAACUGAGAAACUGGUUAUGUGGUUAAAGAAAUUCUUAUCUUUAACGACCGAGUUUUUAUGAAUUUUUGAUCGCGUAUAAUAGACUUUUGGUUUGUGUUAUUAUGUCUCAAUAUUAUAUUUGUAAUUGAAUCUGAGUUUAAUGUUUUGAACAAAAUCC